AUGGCCUGCAAAACCAUUUCUUUCUUAUUCUUCUGCUUCCUUUUCAUCUCCAUUGAUUCAAUCUAUUCUCAGGAGACAGACCCAGAAACAGACUGCAGAAACCGUUGGAUCCACGUCCGACGGUUACCACCAAGGUUCAAUCUUGAUCUCCUUCCAAACUGUUCUGAAUACCCACUUUUUGAAAAUUUCUGUCCUUACCUAGCAAACCAUGGUUUAGGCCCCAAAACACACCACAAGUCUCAAUCUUGGUACCGUACAAACCCUUUGUUGUUAGAACUUAUAUUCCACCGUAGGAUGCUUGAAUACCCAUGUUUAACAUCAGAUCCCAAUCAAGCCAAUGCCAUUUACUUACCUUACUAUGCAGCAAUUGAUGCUUUGAGGUAUCUAUAUGGUCCUGAUGUGAAUAACAGCAUGGAACACGGGCUUGAAUUGUAUUAUUAUUUACAAGAAAAUGAAGGUUGGAUAUGGUCAAGGAAUCAUGGGGUUGAUCAUUUCUUGGUCAUGUCAAGGCCUGCUUGGGAUUUCUCUCAAUCUGUAGAUGUCGAUCCUCCUAUUUGGGGUACUUCAUUUCUUGAAUUGCCAGAGUUUUAUAAUGUUACUGCUUUGAUUGUUGAAAGGCGAGCUUGGCCUUGGCAAGAACAAGCUGUGCCCUAUUUGACAUCAUUUCACCCCCCAAAUUUAGGAUUACUCGAGUCUUGGAUUAAACGUGUUAAGGCUUCAAGGAGGACCACUCUGAUGCUUUUUGCAGGUGGGGGUGGUGUUGGUUCCACACCAAAUAUCAGGAGGAGUAUCAGGAAUGAAUGCGAAAACAGCAGCUUUAGUGAUGGAAGUAACACUUAUGUCAAUAAUGGUGGAGGGUACGAUUACUCCAACAUGAGGAAAGUUUGUGAUAUAGUGGAUUGCUCUAAUGGGAUAUGCGAGCAUGACCCAAUAAGGUAUAUGAGGCCAAUGUUGCAAGCAACAUUUUGUUUGCAGCCUCCAGGAGAUACACCAACUAGGAGGUCGACGUUUGAUGGGAUCGUUGCUGGGUGUAUACCAGUUUUCUUCGAAGAACAAUCUGCCAAGUCACAGUAUGUUUGGCAUUUGCCAGAGGAAAUGUAUAGGGGCUUUGCUGUGUUUAUACCGAAGGAGGAUGUUGUGUUUAAGGGGUUAAGGAUUUUGGAUGUGUUGAGGGGGAUACCAAGAAAUGAAGUCCGGAGGAUGAGGGAGAGAGUCAUAGAAUUGAUACCAAGAGUUGUGUACAGGAAGCAUGGUAGUUCAUCAGGUUUAAGAGCUAUAAAGGAUGCAUUUGACAUUGCCGUUGAAGGUGCUUUGCGGAGGAUCAAUUCUAGGCUGAAAGCAGGGGAUUUUGAUCAAUGA
Molecule: messenger RNA, 1359 nt
Organism: Dovyalis caffra
Lineage: Eukaryota; Viridiplantae; Streptophyta; Magnoliopsida; Malpighiales; Salicaceae
Source: the annotation of a GenBank genome assembly